AAGUUUCUUAAAACAGAGAAAGGAGGAGGGAGCGUGCUAACACGACAGAGACAAAAGUGGACCACGUUACAAGUUUAUCUGAUGAGGAAGCUCUGUCCUAAUUUUGAUCGUGAAGAUGGGUUGGAUACGGUGUUGGAGGUCCCAAUUCCAGAAGAAAUGUUCUCAACCAACAAGAACAGCCACCGUUCGUGGCAGAGUAUGAUAUCUUGGGUGAAAUCAAGCGCCAGGAGGUCACCGGAAUCCAUGACUGCUCUUUUUGGAGGGGAAAACACAGAGAUCCAACUCUUGCUUGGGGUUGUUGGAGCUCCGUUGAUUCCGAUGGUCAAGGUUGAAAAUGAUCAUAACGUCAACAGAAACAUCAAGGAUCAACCAAUUGAGGCUUCAAUGGCGAAGUACAUAGUGAAACAGUAUGUUGCGGCUGUAGGGGGAGAGAAGGCUUUGAAUUCGAUAGACAGCAUGUAUGCAAUGGGGAAGGUGAAGAUGGGGGUGACAGAAUUCUGUUCUGGAGAAGGAGGCUUAAACAACAAGGUGGUGAAAGUGAAGAACUUGAGGAAUGGAGGUGGAGAAGUAGGAGGAUUCGUGCUGUGGCAAAAAAGGCCUGAGCUUUGGUGCUUGGAGCAGUUGGUUUCAGGUUGCAAGAUCAGCGCCGGUAGUGAUGGCAAGGUAGCCUGGCGGCAGACCCCCUGGCACCACUCUCACGCAUCCAGAGGUCCUCCUAGACCUCUCCGCCGUUUCUUCCAGGGGCUUGAUCCGAGCUCAACAGCAAACCUGUUCUCAGACUCUGUUUGCGUCGGCGAGAAAACAAUCAAUGAUGAAGACUGUUUCAUAUUAAGAAUUGAGGCUGAAUCCUCAUCAUUGAGAGCAAGAAGCAGCAGCAAUGUCGAGAUAAUCCGGCAUACUGUCUGGGGCCACUUCAGUCAAAAAACAGGGCUCUUGGUCCAACUUGAGGAUUCUCAUCUUCUAAGGAUCAAAGCCCCUGGAAAUGACAGCGUCUAUUGGGAAACAUCCAUGGAGUCCUCCAUUCAGGAUUACAGAAACGUUGACGGGAUUAGCGUUGCUCAUGCCGGUCAGACUUGGGUGUCCCUGUUCAGGUUUGGUGAGAACUCUGACAGCCAUUCCAGGACAAGGAUGGAGGAGGUUUGGACAAUUGAGGAAGUGGACUUCAACAUAAAGGGGUUGUCCAUGGACUGUUUCUUGCCGCCCAGUGACCUGAAGAAAGAGGAAGAAGAAGGGUGUGGUGUUUACGAGGGAAAUGCACGGUUGCCUUUCAAGAUUAGAGCCGUUCCUUCUAGAAUUAGUGCUUCUAAGGUAGUAGCUGUAGAUGUUGAUGAUUCUGAUGAAUCAGAGGAUGACGAGGACUUGUAAAUUGAUCUCCAGUUCUCAACCUUUUGUACAAAUACCAUCACGUUCGUUCCCAAACCGGAGGAAAAAAUGGCCAACGUUAAGUGCUUAUUUAAGAUUUAUCUGAGUUUCUUAAGAAUGAUAGGAUCGGAAUAUAUGAAUUUGUAUUUGUAUCUGCCAGCUCUUGCGGUUCUCUGUUAAUUAAUGAAAAUUUUGUUACAAU
Messenger RNA from Rubroshorea leprosula, 1564 nucleotides. NCBI's taxonomy places the organism in Eukaryota, Viridiplantae, Streptophyta, Magnoliopsida, Malvales, Dipterocarpaceae. The record is from the annotation of a GenBank genome assembly.